AUGACGACUUUUGAUUUCUCCGAUGUGGAGGCUUUCUUGGAUUGUCACCCGGACCUUUUCGAAGAAUACCUUAUUCGCAAAGGAAAAUACGACACUGUGAGCAGGUGGUUGAAGGAACACCAGCCGCCCAAGGUGCCACCGGUGGACGAUAAGCGCAGCGUGGCGAGAGAUCCCUUCUGGCCCACAAAUCCUGACGGGCUUCAGCGGCGCUCUUCGCACAUGGAACUUAGACGGAACUUCGCCCGUUCCAAAGCAAUGACAGCGCACCGAACCUACGAUGAGCACGUAAGCCUCAGCGCUCACGAGUCCCAGUCCAGCAUGCGUCGCCGUGCGCUUUUACGGAAAGCCAGCUCCUUACCCCCGACUACUGCGCACAUUCUGAGCGCCUUGCUUGAAUCCAGAGUGAAUGUGCCACAAUACGCAUCCAGCGCUAUCGACUACAAGUACAGACUUAAGGAGUCAAAUGAACGGGAAUUUUUCCUUGAGUUGGUGAAAGAUAUCUCCAAUGAGUUGGACAUGACUAACCUCAGUUACAAGAUCCUGAUAAACGUGUGUAUCAUGCUGGACGCUGACAGGUGCUCGCUUUUUCUUGUCGAGGGACCCUCUCAUAAGCGAACGCUCGUGUCUAAGUUUUUUGAUGUGCACUCGGGGACAACGGUGCGGCCCUCCUCCAGCACCCUGAACUCCAACGAGGUGCAGGUACCUUGGGGGAAAGGUAUAAUCGGAUAUGUAGCCGAACAUGGUGAGACUGUCAACAUCCCUAACGCAUACGAGGACCAUCGCUUCAGUGAUGAGAUUGACAAGCUGACCGGGUAUAAGACCCAGUCCAUUCUGUGCAUGACCAUCUGCAACAGCGAUGGUGAUGUCAUCGGCGUGGUGCAGGCCAUCAACAAGAACCCCAGCGGUGCGACUUUCACUGAGGACGACGAGAAGGUACUGCAGAUGUAUCUACCAUUCUGCGGAAUAUCGAUCUCCAAUGCCAAGCUGUUCUCUGAGUCCCGCAAGGAGUAUGAGAGGAGCCGGGCUCUGCUGGAGGUGGUGAAUGACCUGUUCGAGGAGCAGACGGACCUGGAGAAGAUUGUGCGGAAGAUCAUGCAGCGUGCGCUGACCUUGCUGCAGUGUGAGCGCUGCUCUGUGCUGCUGCUGGAGGACAUACACUCGCCUGUGGUGAAGUUCUCCAAGACCUUUGAGCUGAUGUCCCCCCUGUGCAGUGCUGAGCAAGAUAUCAGCAUGGAGAAGCUAUCCUGUUCUGAUUGGCUGAUUAAUAACAGCAUCGCAGAGCUGGUGGCGUCCACAGGGCUACCUGUUAAUAUCAGUGAUGUGUGUCAGGACCCACGCUUUGAUGCUGAGGCAGAUCAAGCUUCUGGGUUCCAUAUCCGCUCAAUUUUGUGUGUGCCCAUUUGGAACCGAACACAUCAAAUCAUCGGGGUUGCGCAGAUCCUGAAUCGGCUUGACAGGAAGACGUUCAACGAUGCGGAUCAGAGGUUGUUUGAGGCUUUCGUGAUUUUCUGUGGGCUGGGAAUAAACAACACAAUGAUGUACAACCAGGUGAAGAAGACCUGGGCAAAGCAGUCUGUGGCUCUGGAUAUGCUGUCCUAUCACGCCACAUGUUCCAAGGUGGAGGUGGACCGACUGAAGGCUGCCAAGAUCCCUCUGAACAGCGAGCUGGGUAUAGACGAGUUUCACUUCAACGACUUCUCCCUUGACAAUGACGCCAUGAUCACCGCCUCUCUGCGGAUGUUCUUGGACCUGGGAGUGGUCCAGAAGUUUAAAAUUGACUAUGAGGUUCUGUGCCGCUGGCUACUGACGGUCAGAAAGAAUUACCGCACUGUUGCCUACCACAACUGGCGGCAUGCCUUCAAUGUCUCCCAGUGCAUGUUCGCCAUGAUCAAGACAGCUGGGUUCCAGGAGGUCCUAUCAGAAUCAGAGACUUUGGCACUGAUGGUAGGGUGUCUUUGCCAUGACUUGGAUCACCGUGGCACUAACAACGCCUUCCAGGCUAAGUCUGGCUCGGCCUUGGCACAGCUGUACGGAACGUCUGCCACCCUGGAGCACCACCAUUUUAAUCAUGCAGUCAUGAUACUGCAGAGUGAGGGUCAUAACAUUUUUGCCAACCUCUGCUCCAAAGAGUACAGCAACAUGAUGCAGCUUCUGAAGCAGGCCAUUUUGUCCACGGAUCUCACCCUGUAUUUCCAAAGAAGAACCAAGUUCUUUGAUUGUGUGCUGUCUGGAGAGUUCAGCUGGAAGGAUGAGCAGCACAGGGAGUUACUCAGGUCCAUGCUCAUGACAUCUUGUGACUUGGGAGCAGUGACACGACCCUGGGAAAUCUCUAAACAGGUGGCAGAGUUGGUGACUAGUGAGUUUUUCGAGCAGGGUGACCGGGAGAGAUCAGAGCUGAAGCUGACCCCAGCUGCCAUCUUUGACCGGAACCGGAAGGAUGAGUUGCCUGCCCUACAGCUGGAGUGGAUUGAUGGGAUCUGUAAACCUCUGUACCAGGCUUUAGUGAAGUUGAACAGGAAACUGCAGCCCAUGUUGGAAGAAAUCAAUGCAAAUCGAAUGAAGUGGGAGGAGCUCUCUUCAUCCAAUCAGCAGACACAGAAAAUCCUAGACCACAAUCCACUGCCCGAAGAAUAA
Messenger RNA from Conger conger (European conger), 2634 nucleotides. RefSeq names its product phosphodiesterase 11a, like (gene pde11al). The transcript has 20 exons. Lineage: Eukaryota; Metazoa; Chordata; Actinopteri; Anguilliformes; Congridae. Gene Ontology annotation, biological process: signal transduction. The record is from RefSeq and is a predicted model, not a curated record. Bases 1 to 2634 code for a protein of 877 amino acids. Gene Ontology annotation, molecular function: 3',5'-cyclic-nucleotide phosphodiesterase activity; protein binding.